AGCCGAGACCCCCUCCUUGUAGAGUCAAGACUCUUGGGAUUUGUUUCUCAGGGAUGGCCGCAUCGAUUCUGGAGGAGGAAGCACGUUAUGGCUCCAGCCCUCUGGCUAUGCUAACUGCCACCUGCAAUAAAUUUGGAAGCACAAGCCCAGUGAGAGACUCCGCCACGCCCGGCAAAGCAGGAAACACAGUGCCAGGAAAGAAGCCCUACACCAUGACCACGGACCUCCAAGCGCCCAAGAAUGGCCGCAGCAACGAUGGCCUGCCGGACUCCUACACCGCCUCCUUCGGCGCUGGAGGGGGACUCCUGACCCCCACGGGCAGCCCGCCACCCCCGACGGGGGGCUACGGCUCCGAGUACAACCCCUUCUCCCACUCCUUCCAGACGUCGUCCGGGUCGCAGGACCCCUCGCUUCUGGUGACCAAAGCCCACGCCACUGCGGACUGCCUGACUAGUGUCUACACCUCUCUGGACAUGACCCACCCGUACGGCUCGUGGUACAAGGCAGGCAUCCACCCGGGCAUCACCACGGCGCCGUCCAACGCCACCUCGUCCUGGUGGGACGUGCACCCCAACUCCAACUGGCUGAGCCCGGCGCAGGCGCAGCAGGACGGCCUGCAGGCCUCGCUGCAGCCUGUGCCGCCACAGACCUCGCUGAGCCCGGGGCAGCUGCCCAGCUACAGCUCCGAUUUCACCUCCCUCAACCCGGCGCAGUACUCCUCGGUGGGCCUCAGCUCCUCCACACACCUGCUGCCCUCCUCUCAGCACAUGCUGCCCCAGGACAUGUACAAGCCCAAGCCCGUGGCCAGCGCGGGGAUCAUGGAGAACCCCAUGGGCCUCAAGCCCAGCCGGGGCUCUGGAGGGUACGGUGGCGGAGGCGGCAGCACCACGGGUCGGUCGUCGUGCGACUGCCCCAACUGCCAGGAGCUGGAGCGCCUGGGUGCGUCGGCCGCCUCGCUGCGCAAGAAGCCCGUGCACAGCUGCCACAUCCCGGGCUGCGGCAAGGUGUACGGCAAGGCCUCGCACCUGAAGGCACACCUGCGCUGGCACACGGGCGAGCGCCCGUUCGUCUGCAACUGGCUCUUCUGCGGCAAGCGCUUCACGCGCUCCGACGAGCUGGAGCGGCACGUGCGCACGCACACGCGCGAGAAGAAGUUCACGUGCCUGCUGUGCAACAAGCGCUUCACGCGCAGCGACCACCUCAGCAAGCACCAGAAGACCCACGCAGAGGCCAGUCUGCAGGGCAAGGGAGCCGGCGGAGAAGGGGGGGAGGCAGACCCCAGGGUGGAGGAAACCACUGACCCCAACAGCAACGCCCCCGCCCCCGGGCCCGGGGGAACGGUCCCAGACGCCGCCACCAACGGCGAGGAGAAAAGCAACGCGGCCAAUGGCGUAGAGACGAGCAGUGGUCUGCUGGAGAUCUGAUUCCGUUUGACCUGACUGACUCUCAGUUAGGUCUGCUGGUGCUUCUAUUGGUGCUAAGCGGUGGUGCUGAGGUGUGGGUUUAUUUUUUUUUCUCUGUGAAGGACGGGAGAGACCAGAAGAGACCAUUUAUAUGUUCAGAAAUACAUUUUAUUUCUUUCACUCCCUCUCCCUCUCUCUCUCUCUCUCUCUCUGGUGCUGUGAGCCAGCAACAAGAAAUGGGACAGAUGGAAGCCAGCAACUUGUAAAAAAGCCAAGAGACUUUAACAUUGCAAAGCUGCUGGAUGUUAAGAAAACACCAUACACGCACACAGACACACACAAAUGUAUACACACACACACAAACAUACACACACUAGCAUGUACCACUAAAUCACUGGGAGUGCCUCUUAUAAAGACAUUAAAAAUGGCAAAUUUGGUGAUAUUGAAUAAUAACAUAUCACGCAGGUAUUUUGGCAUUUUCACUGAAAUAGUCUUUUGUGAAAAUACAGAUUUACAAUAGUAUGUUUUUGUGUAAUAUAUUCAGCAUAUUUUCAUUAUGAAGGACCAAGCUGUUAACAGAUUAGCAUAAUUGAUCAUGCUCAUCUGAGUGACUGAACAGUUGCUGAUAAUGUGCAGUUAUUGUUCUUUACAAAUGUUUUAUUUUUUCUCUUAUUCUCAGUUUAAUUUAAUUUCCUUUUAACUUUUUUAAGAAAUAUAAAUUAUGUCUUAAAUUAUGAGAGGAUAGUAUUGCAUUUCAAAAGCAUUGCUCAGUGGCUGAAGGUCUGCAGCUGGCCAGUUAGGAAAAUAAAUUAAUGGUUUUCUUUUAUUUUUAUCUUUCUAUUUAUUGAUUGUUUAAAAUAUUGAUUGCUAAGUGGUGGUGGUGUCCAUUUUUGAUUCUCUCCUGUCUUUUCAGUCUGCUUUUAAAGUUAAUUUUACAUGCACCCCACCUUAACCUGUUAACUUGCCUGUGUUUUUUUUUGUUGAAGUAGAAAGUGCCUUGCCUUCAGGACUGUAAAUACAGUGACAAUGAUGACUUGUUUUUGCCAAUAAAUU
Molecule: messenger RNA, 2456 nt
Organism: Alosa alosa (allis shad)
Lineage: Eukaryota; Metazoa; Chordata; Actinopteri; Clupeiformes; Clupeidae
Gene: sp7
Product: Sp7 transcription factor
Exons: 2
Coding region: 54-1424 (456 amino acids)
Biological process (GO): regulation of transcription by RNA polymerase II
Molecular function (GO): RNA polymerase II cis-regulatory region sequence-specific DNA binding; DNA-binding transcription factor activity, RNA polymerase II-specific
Source: RefSeq, a predicted model, not a curated record